AUUUGAGUUGUCCUGUUUAAUAUGUUGAUAUCCAAUAACAUUUAAAUAAAUGUAUCUGAUUGCAUAAUUAUUUUUUUUUUACAGAGAAUAACCUUCAUUAGUAAAAAAAGUAAGAAAAGAAAAUGAAUCUGCAGUUUGUUACAUUGGCUUUGGCUUUUGCUACCACAACAGCAUUUCCACUCAACGAUGAGGUCAGUCAAGAAGCAUUUAGUUUAAAGAGAGAAAAUCAGGCCACUGAAAAAAAAAAUGUUGGCAAAGACUCAAAUGGUAUGUGGAAGAACCAUGUAGUAAGCAGUGACCUUUACACCCAGGACUCUUACAACCCCAUGGCAGCUGAACUGAGACACAAGCUGAGCAUGGAGUCUGAGCGGCUGAGGGCUCGUCUAAAGCAGGAGCUUGCUGAGUUGAGGGAGAGACUCUCUCCUUACCCCAGCCACCCAAAACACACCAUGGCCAGUGUCAAGGAGUUCCUGGCUCCCUUCACUAAGCAGCUCCAGACCGCCCUCCAGUCGAAUACUCAGGAACUCUGUGAGAAACUCAAUCUGAACCUCCAGGAACUGAACCCAGAGGAAGUCACACUCUACCAGGAGGCAGUGCAGAGGAUCACACAAGCUCUGGAUGAAAGCCACCAGAAAAGGACGGCGGCCUUUGAGGACUUUAAGACAAAAGCGUUUGAGGCGGUAGAGGAGGAAAGAGACAGCAGUGGAAAGGAACUUUGGGAGGAAGUCACUGCCAGACUGGGACAGGAAUUGUGUACCUUCAGUUUAGAGGUACAAGGGAAGGUGGCAGCACUGAAGAUAGCCUUGGCGGGCCAUCUUGCCUCACCACAGCCUCCAAGGGAUGUGAUGGCAUCAAAAGUGGAUCAGUUCUGCCAGAAUUCCUCAGCUCGGAAUCAACAGUUUAUUUCUAACUUAGACCUACAGAUGAUAGCUCUCCAAGAAAACCAGAGUCAUGGUGAGUCAUCUGGUUUCCAUCAGACAAACCUAGACUCCAUACAGGAGGAUUUCUCCACUAGACUCACAGCCCUGUUACAAGACAUCGUACACACUCUCAACUAAACACACCUCCAGUCCUAUCAGAAAUACAACUGUAAUUGUAAAUAACUGCUCUUAUGUUUGGAUUGUACAUUGUAACUUUUGUAGAACAAUAUUGUUGUUUGUACAGAUUUAAAAAAUAACUUUAUAUUAUGUACUGCGCAUUCUAUUGAAGUGAAAGACAGAAUAUAAUGCCUUUAUUCCUUUUAUUAAAGAUAUGUUGUGUAAUGUGUGGAUAUACUGUUUCAUAAACAGACAUGUAAAUAAAACAAAUUGUACAAAUUUGAAAU
Molecule: messenger RNA, 1324 nt
Organism: Pimephales promelas (fathead minnow)
Lineage: Eukaryota; Metazoa; Chordata; Actinopteri; Cypriniformes; Leuciscidae
Biological process (GO): cholesterol efflux; phospholipid efflux; acylglycerol homeostasis
Cellular component (GO): extracellular vesicle; chylomicron; low-density lipoprotein particle
Molecular function (GO): phospholipid binding; phosphatidylcholine-sterol O-acyltransferase activator activity; cholesterol transfer activity
Source: RefSeq, a predicted model, not a curated record